Staurois parvus is the source of this 1515-nucleotide messenger RNA. NCBI's taxonomy places the organism in Eukaryota, Metazoa, Chordata, Amphibia, Anura, Ranidae. The record is from the annotation of a GenBank genome assembly.
AUGGAGUACAUGAAGGGGCCAGCAACAAGCAACCAAGGCAACAUUCUUUGUUGUCAGUGUGGCAUUCCAAUCCCUCCAAACCCUGCCAACAUGUGUGUAGCAUGUCUACGGACACAAGUUGACAUCAGUGAAGGAAUUCCGAAGCAAGUUUCUGUGCAUUUCUGCAAGCAGUGUGAACGAUAUCUACAGCCACCAGCUACAUGGAUGCAGUGUGCAUUGGAGUCCAGAGAGUUGCUUACGUUAUGCUUGAAAAAACUAAAGUCUUCAUUAAGCAAGGUGCGGCUUAUAGAUGCUGGCUUUAUUUGGACUGAACCUCACUCAAAGAGACUUAAAGUAAAACUAACAAUACAGAAGGAGGUGUUGAACGGAGCAAUCCUCCAACAGGUCUUUGUAGUGGAGUAUAUGGUGCAAUCACAAAUGUGUGAUGAUUGCCAUAGAGUGGAAGCCAAAGAUUUCUGGAAGGCUGUGGUCCAGGUCCGCCAAAAGGUUCUUCAUAAGAAGACUUUCUAUUAUUUGGAACAAACUAUUUUGAAACACAGACUUCACCAGAACACUCUACGUGUCAAAGAAAUACAUGAGGGGCUGGACUUCUAUUAUGCAUCUAAGCAGCACGCACAAAAGAUGGUGGAAUUUCUUCAGUGCUCUGUUCCCUGCAGAUCCAAAGCAUCCCAGCGCCUCAUCUCUCAUGACAUCCAUUCAAACACCUACAAUUAUAAAAGCACAUUUUCUGUGGAAAUAGUUCCAGUAUGCAAGGAUAAUGUGGUGUGUCUCUCGCCAAAGCUAGCUCAAAGCCUUGGGAACAUGAAUCAGAUCUGUGUGUGUAUUCGGGUAACAAGUACCAUUCAUCUGAUUGAUCCCAAUACUCUGCAGAUUGCGGAAGUCGAUGGAAACACAUAUUGGCGACAACCGUUUAACAGCUUGUUUCAUCCCAAACAACUAGAGGAGUUCAUUGUGAUCGACUUAGAUAUUGUCAGAGACCGGAAACAAGGAGCAGGUGCUGGAAUGAGAUCAAAUAAGCAUACACUUGCUGAAGUUUGGGUUCAAAAAACAUCUGAGAUGAACACAAGCCAACAGUACCACUGUCGUACACACUUGGGACAUCUGUUGAAUCCUGGGGACUUGGUCCAGGGAUUUGAUUUGGCAAACUGUAACUUAAAUGAUGAGUUUAUUAACAAGAUGAACCCCCAUCACAUUCCUGAUGUGGUACUUAUCAAGAAGAGCUAUGAUCGUGCCAGGAGGCAGAGAAAGAGAAACUGGAAGUUGAAGGAGCUGGAGAGAGACCGAGAAGGCAUGGACACAGAUGAUGAAAGGCAGUAUCAAGACUUCCUUGAAGAUCUGGAGGAAGAUGAACUUAUCCGAAAAAACGUCAACAUUUACAGAAAUGCUGACAUUGCAGUGGAGAGUGACACUGAUGAGGAGGGAGCUCCUCGAAUCAGCCUGGCAGAGAUGUUAGAAGAUCUUCACAUUUCUCAUGAUGCCACCGGUGGGGAAGGGGCAGGAAUGCUGACAGAAUAG